AUGGCUGCUUUAAAAUUAAAUAUUACAAGAAGUAAAGUAGAAUGUCCAAUUUUCGGUAACCCAGUCGACUUAAACUGUCAUGUUUUACCAACGAUAGAAUAUGUGCUUCGAUGUUAUUUGUUUAUUCGUUAUGAACUGAAGUUUACUAAAUAUUUUGGAAAGGAACCAAGUUUUAAUGAAGUUUGUGAAGUGCUUGUGCCAAAAAUCAAAAGUAUAUGGGAAUCAGCGUCAAUUCCAACCGUGUCAAAGGACCGCAUCAUGCAAUUAUUACGUAAAUAUCAUAAUAAAUAUUUAAACCUUAUCAGAUAUCCAAAAAGCAAAAGAAAUGUUCAAUAUGAGUUAAAGAUUACCAGCUUCAAAGAGGAAACAAGGGAUAAGUUGUUCGACAUUGCUGCCUGUAAGUGUGAUUUUUCUGCAUGCAAGUAUUGCAAGUGUGAUAAAUCAAGAAAAGUACCAAAGCAGGAACAGGAAUUUCUUUUGGAUCAACGGUCCACUAGAGAUAUGGCUAUAGGAACUGUUGAUCGUGAAACAACUAAAAAGUUGAAUGUAAGGACGGAGAGACAAACAAAAGAAACAGAACGAGUACAAAAAUUCAAAUCUGAAUUUCACAAUAUUUCUAUGCCCAGCUGUUCUACUGAGGUCACUAGGUUAUCAACAGACUCUGACAAUUCUUCUUCAUCUGAAGCCUCACCUAGUGUUGCAAAUAUUGAUUUACCGUCGAAACCAUCCUGUAGUCAAAUGAGGAUAGAGUUGCCCACAUUAGGUACCAUAUGUGACAAAUAUGGAAUUUCUGACAGGUCAGCAGCUGCUGUUGCCACAGCUGUAUUAAAAGAUGUGGGAAUUAUUUGCGAUAGUGAUACCUCAAAAGUAAUCGAUAAAAAUAAAGUUAGAAGAGCUCGUCAAAAGAACAGAAAUAUCCUUAGUAAUGAGUUUCAGUCUACAAAUAAACCCAUUAAGAGUAUUUACUUUGAUGGCAGGAAGGACAAAACCUUAGUGCAGGAAAAGAAAGGUGAGAGAUAUCAUAAAAGAACUAUUGCAGAAGAACAUGUGUCAUUGAUAGAAGAACCGAAUUCUGUUUAUUUGGGGCACGUUACCCCAUCUGCAGGCUCAGCCAAGUCAAUUGGAAAGGCAAUAAUAGACUUUCUCAUUUCAAAUAACUUCUGUUUGGAUAAUUUAGUGGCGAUUGGUUGUGACGGAACCAUAGUGAAUACUGGACAUAAAAAUGGAGUUAUAACAUAUAUCGAAAAUGAACUUAAGCGACCUUUGCAAUGGUUUGUGUGUGCCUUACAUGCUAAUGAGUUGCCAUUGAGACAUUUAUUUCAACGUUUGGAUGGAGCUACUACUGGACCUCGUCAAUUCUCUGGAGUGAUCGGGAAAUUAUUGGAAAAAUGCGAACACCUUCCAAUCGUAGAUUUUGAAAUAAUUGAAAGUGAUCUCCCAGAACUAACAAUACCAUCUAAAGAAUUAAGCUCAGACCAGUCAUAUCUGUACGACAUAUGCCAAGCAAUAUCAAAUGGCAACGUCUAUGAAAAUUUAGCAAAUCGUAGCCCUGGAAAGUUAGCUCAUUCCAGAUGGCUGACAAUGGCAAAUAGAGUUCUUCGCCUCUACGUUGGAACCGAACAUCCUACAUCAAGAUUGAAAGAUCUUGUUCAAUUUAUAAUUAAAGUCUAUGCACCAAUGUGGUUUUUUAUAAAGCUUAAUCCAAGUUGCACACAAGCCAGUUUGCAUGUUUUCAAAUCCAUUACACUAUCAAGAUAUUUAAGAGAUGAUCUUAAAAAUAUUAUAGAUGCAGUUAUCCAACGAAACUCCUAUUAUAUUCAUCCGGAGAAUCUUCUCUUAUGUAUGUUAACAGAUAAUCGUCAAUGGGUACGAGAAUUAGCUUUACGGAGAAUUAUUAAAGCCAGAAAAGAGAAAAAAGUCGGAAUAAGGCAGUUUAAAAUACCAGAAAUAAACUUUAAUGCUGCGGAGUAUUUUGAGUUAAUAAACUGGAGUGAAUGUGAAGUAACGGCCCCACCAAUGUUAGCUGACAUACCAGAUGAUGAGCUGAAACAGUUAAUUGAUAGCUCUAUAAUUGCAGACUUUGACUUUCCAAAAUAUCCAUGCCACACGCAAGCUGUGGAGAGAUGUGUGAAAUUGGUUUCGGAAUCAUCUUUGCUAGUUACAGGGCCAGAACGCAGAGACGGAUUUAUUCGAUCUAAAAUAAAAUCAAAAGACUUUCUUGUAACUUACGAUAACAAAGCACAAUUUAAAAUUGAAUGA
Molecule: messenger RNA, 2259 nt
Organism: Diabrotica balteata
Lineage: Eukaryota; Metazoa; Arthropoda; Insecta; Coleoptera; Chrysomelidae
Source: the annotation of a GenBank genome assembly